Molecule: messenger RNA, 891 nt
Organism: Blepharisma stoltei
Lineage: Eukaryota; Ciliophora; Heterotrichea; Heterotrichida; Blepharismidae
Source: the annotation of a GenBank genome assembly
AUGAUGAUAGAAAAAGAGAGCACCCUGAUUACCUUUGUACCUAAAUCCAAGCAAUGCAUAGUAACAAACGUCAGAAAUCUUGAAAGUAGAAAAUUAGUUAUUCCAGAACUUGAAAACAUAGGUAGUUUGUCUGAAGAGUUAAAUUCUCUAUGCUUACUUAAUGACAAUAGAGCCUUUUGCUAUAGCACUAGAAUAAACGGAGAGCAGCCUGGACAGAUUUUUAUUAUUGACUAUGUGAAUAGAAAUAUAGAAAGAAGGCCUGAUAGUCAGCGCAUUUCCUAUGGAGCUAGAGGAAUUUUUUACCAAGAAACUGACUCAGUUUACAUAUUUGGAGGAGUGCUUUCAAAAAGUGCUUUUAAAUAUUCAUUAAGAAGCGAAAAUUGAACUGAGUUAAGCUCUAUGGAAGCUGAGUCUCACACAUGCUCGUGUGCUUUAUUUGGAGACAAUAUCGUAUAUUCAGGAUAUCUACAUACAAAUUUGUAUAUUUAUUCGAUAUCUAAUGAUUGUCAUUACGCUUUCAGAAGUUCAGAAGAAUAUCCAAGUAUUCCAAAUCUAACCCAAAAUUCAGCAAAGAUUGUUACUGUUAAUAGUAAUAGAAUAUUCAUUAUCGAUGCCCUUGGGUUUAUUUAUGAAAGCCACGAGUGUUCAGCUUCAGAAUGGACAAUAUUAGCAAAAUCACGUAUUAAUUACGGAUAUCUCAUGUCGUAUAUUUUUCCAUAUAAUAAAUCCAUUUACUUCGUUAUUCAAAAUGCGCUUUACGAGUUUUGCUUUGGGACAAAUAUUGGCGACAAGCGAGUCAGGCUAAAGAUUCAAGACAUCUCAAAAAUAGAGGAAAACAGUAUAGAAAAUGAUAAAAAAGAGAAAGAGGAAGAGGAUAAAAGGAUCAAUUAA